Punctularia strigosozonata HHB-11173 SS5 is the source of this 1585-nucleotide messenger RNA. Its product is annotated as DUF676-domain-containing protein. Lineage: Eukaryota; Fungi; Basidiomycota; Agaricomycetes; Corticiales; Punctulariaceae. The record is from RefSeq and is a predicted model, not a curated record. Bases 67 to 1479 code for a protein of 470 amino acids. The transcript has 7 exons.
CGCGACCUUCCUGUAAUUCACAGAAUAAUCACAAGACAGCGAGCUUCAAACCAAAGAGUAGAAAUCAUGCCCGACGCACACUUGCUCGUCCUCAUCCACGGCAUGUGGGGUAAUCCUGAACAUUUGGCCGAGCUUCGCCGGAUCAUGGACGAGACGAAAGUUCAGCAAUCCAAAGCAGACGGCUCCACACAGCUUGAAAUCCUUGUUGCGGAAACUAAUCGCGAUGAGAGCACAUAUGAUGGUAUCGAUUGGGGUGGAGAGCGGGUCGCGGAGGAGAUUUACGAAGCUGUGGAGAACAUAGAAAAAGACGGGCGAAAGGUUACUCGUUUCUCCGUAACGGGAUACAGCUUAGGAGGAUUGCUCGCGCGUUAUGUCAUCGGGAUUCUACACCAUCGUAAGUUCUUCGAGAAGGUCACCCCUGUCAACUUCAACACCAUUGCUACACCACAUAUUGGCCUUCCCAGAUACCCAUCCUUUCUCUCUCGCCUGACGCAAUUUUUCGGUCCCCGACUACUUUCACGGACUGGCGAGCAGUUCUACGCCGUUGAUAAAUGGUCACUGCACGGCCGGCCACUGCUCGAGGUUAUGGCCGAUCCGCAGAGAAUAUUUUACCAAGCGCUGGAGCUAUUCGCUCAUAAGAGGAUCUACGCAAAUGCCGUGAAUGACGUGACUGUUCCCUACGUCACGGCUGCUAUCGAAGCGGAAGACCCCUUCUACCACCACGAGACAAACGGCAUCCAUAUUGAACUCGACGAACAGUACAAGCCGAUAAUGAAGAAUUGGCGUUUACCCGAUGUGGCUCCAGUAAAAGCACCCGGACCAGCUCCGCUAUCCGCCGAUUGGUUUAGAUCAUUGAAGCCGCGUCCCUUCUUACCGCCGCCUCUUCAGUUCGCCUUUCCCUAUAACGUGAUCCUCUACCUUACCCUACCCAUACUGAUACCAACCUUCUUGACGCUGGUCGUUAUCCGCUUGUCGCGCGAGUCCCACCGCUCAUCCAAGCGUAUAAAACUACUGGAACGGUCUGUCCAGGGCUCGGAUACCGCAGCUCAGCGACUGGUGCACAUCAUUCGCGAUAUGGAGCGACAAAUGGAGGAUGCCGUAGCAGACAUAAUUGAUGAGGAUCCAGGACGGACUGGAGACUCUACGCCCACCCUGGCCUCUCGUGCGUCCAGUCCGCGUCCCGCUUCUCAGGAAAACGGCGAAGUGGAGCCACACCAAGACAAGAACAAACUGUGCAAGCCUAAGAAGAGCAAGAAGGGGAAAUCGCGCGCCGAGCAGGAAAAGCCCACCUUGACGCCUCUCCAGCUCAAGCUCAUUGAAAACCUCAAUGGACUGCCUGGCCUGCAGAAGGAGCGGGCCUGGAUAGACCCCGUACGCAAUUCGCAUGCGAUAAUCGUUUGCAGAGACGUGAAGCGUUUUGCGGGGCAUAAGGAGGGAGAAGGCGUGCUCCGCCACUGGGCCGAUCAUUUUAUCUUGUGAUGAUCCUUGUCGCCUAUUCGUUGGUUCCGAUCAUAAUUGUAGAUCGUCAUACGAGAUUAUCACCUGGUCAUGCAUACAUAUACACGGACUAAUAGGAUGUACACUA